UUCUUGGGGCAUCUCAGAAGAAGCAUCCCGUUUCAGCAGAGCUUGACACUGUCAUAUCAUCUCCUAAUACAUUAAGCUUGGCCAUUGUUGAACCUCCUGAAUUAGACACCUCAACUCCGUCAGCAGUUUCUUUGCAGAACCUGCAUCUCACGAAGACAGUCACAGCAGACAGGAAAGUUUGAUUACCGCCACUAAUGCUGAUAGUACACAUCAUCACUCCGUGGAGCAAGAACACAUAAAUUUUCCGAGAGAUGGCCAGCAAUUGCUGUCCAACGGGCCUUCUUCUGAAUCUUAUGCUGCCCAAAAUACCGAGGGGGUGCAAAUUGCUCCGGACUUCUCCCUAAGAAGGAACAGGGCUUCUCCGUCAACGAUGGAAGAGGGUGAUCGGAGAGCGAAGAAGUCAAGGGCGGAGCAACCCAGUGACCAAGUAGAGCCAGCUGGAGGAGGUGCCAUUGUGGACACGAGUUUACUCAACUGCCCCCUCUGCUCCCGUCCCUUCAAACCUCCUGUCUUCCAGUGCAAAGGUGGGCACUUGGCUUGCGGCAGCUGCAUCGCCGAGCUCCCUAGCAUCCAGUGCCAGAAGUGCGAGCAUGGCGGUGCCUUUGACAUCCACAACAUCAUGAUGGACACCAUUGUCUUGUCUGCCAAGGUCAAGUGCUCGCGUGCCGGCUGUCAGAGCUAUGUCAUCUACCAUGAGCUUCAUGACCACGAGAGUACAUGCCCUUGUGCUCCCUGUUUCUGCACCGAGCCUGGCUGCAGCUUUGUCGGACUUCCGCUGGCGCUCCUCAGCCACCUCACAACUCAGCACUCCUGGCCCAUCUACAACAUCGAGUACGGCAAGGAACUCCGGCUUCAGGUGCCGGUGUUGGAGCCACGGCAUCUGCUCCUUGGGGAGGAGGACGAUUGUGUGUUCCUCUUGGUUGUGGGAGCUGCCGGCCAGAGCACGGCCACCUCCGUGUCCGCGGUGCGCCUAGGAGCAUGCCCGGCCCUGCAGCCACGAUACAUGCUCAAUAUUUUGGCAUACUUGCCACCGGCGGUGGCGAGCCGCAGGACGCACAUGCUCCUGCUGGACAUGGAUGUGGAGAGCAGCACUAGACCUGGCGAGGUCACUGUGGAGGAGCUGCCAUCUUACUUGACGGUGCCGCCAACAUAUCUGGUUGGGGCUGGGGCGUCCAAAGAGGUGUCUCUCAACAUUCGGAUCGAUAAGAUUAUAUCCUGACCUCAUAAUGAUGAUUCUAUUGUGCCUUCUUAAUUGAGGUAGAAAUAGUUGGGACUGGAGUAGCAUGUCGUUGCUAAGAAAUGAGUAUUUGUUUCAGGUAGUACUUCAAAGUCGAUCAGGAAUAUGGUUAUUUUGUUGCAGCUAGUUCUUCAUACUUGGUCAGGAAUUUGGUUAUUUUGUUGCAGCUAGUACUUGAAAUAGCACAUGGUCCAUCGGGAAUUUUUAUUGUUAAAACUUUGUCAUUUCUAUAUAGCCAUAGCGACCAAAUC
Messenger RNA from Lolium rigidum, 1488 nucleotides. RefSeq names its product E3 ubiquitin-protein ligase SINA-like 10. NCBI's taxonomy places the organism in Eukaryota, Viridiplantae, Streptophyta, Magnoliopsida, Poales, Poaceae. The record is from RefSeq and is a predicted model, not a curated record. Gene Ontology annotation, molecular function: zinc ion binding. The coding region runs from base 371 to 1219 and encodes 282 amino acids. The transcript has 4 exons.